AUGAGUAAUCCGAGGGGCAGAGAAAGAGCAACGAACAAUGUGAUGUCUUCUCUUUUUGGCAACGAGUGCUCGGAAUGGCCUUUUUCCGACGCGUCCUUGACACAGGCCUUAGAGUUCAAAACACAACAGGAGAAGACAAAACAGCAGUUCUACAAGCUCGAAUGCGUCAAUCGGUCAAUAGAAUUACUAAAAACAGCUAUGGCCGCUAAUGUCCCAGGACAUAUGGUCACGCAGCUUUUUCAGGGCGUAUCGCAAGGGACCGAUACGGGGCGUGGACCGUCAGAAAGAGCCGAGGAGAAGCUGCCGAAGGUUACCAUAUCGCCUAGGUCUGGUGAGUCUGCGCCACUCAACUACAAAUUUCCACCAAGCAGCAGCUCCGUGAGCAUGCAUCGCAGAACGAACUCGCCGGCGAGGAUUGGUGCAGCUGCAGUGGCCUCCCUGGCCGAAAAUAACCAAUUGAAGGAAGAAGAUACCAAUGAGCUCCCCAAACCUCUUCCUCAGCAACGCUCUCCAUUGCAGUUUCGCACUCACAGAAGAAAUUUAUCGCUUCCUGUAGCAAGACCUGCUAGUCUCCUUCAACCAGACAUGUCCGCGUCAUACGGCACUAGAAAACCCCAAGAACCAAUGACUUCGGUGAUCAGCUUUGGAUCGUGGCAAAGUUACGAUCCUACCUCGCAUUCGGUCAUGAGGAGAAACGGCUCUGUAAGAAAGCAUCGGAAAACAAAAUCCGCAAGCACAACACCUAACUUUGGGGUUAUAGAUCUAAACAUGGCGAACCAGGUUCGGCUCCCGUCAAUCUCUAAAGAGCCUCCUCUGCUUUCGCACAACGGCAAUAGCCUGAACGAGGAAGAAAACGAGUUCGACGACCAGAAGACUUGCAGUGAGCAGAGUAGCAGAGAAACUACUCCGCUACCACAAGUUACGAAAGGCCCAAAUUUCGCAAAUAAUUUACUGAAUAGUUGA
Molecule: messenger RNA, 963 nt
Organism: Lachancea thermotolerans CBS 6340
Lineage: Eukaryota; Fungi; Ascomycota; Saccharomycetes; Saccharomycetales; Saccharomycetaceae
Gene: BOP3
Product: Bop3p
Exons: 1
Coding region: 1-963 (320 amino acids)
Source: RefSeq, a predicted model, not a curated record